Rhinolophus ferrumequinum (greater horseshoe bat) is the source of this 16019-nucleotide messenger RNA. It is a transcript of the gene ABCA13, whose product is annotated as ATP binding cassette subfamily A member 13. Gene Ontology annotation, molecular function: ATP hydrolysis activity; ABC-type transporter activity; ATP binding. Lineage: Eukaryota; Metazoa; Chordata; Mammalia; Chiroptera; Rhinolophidae. The transcript is spliced from 58 exons. The record is from RefSeq and is a predicted model, not a curated record. The coding region runs from base 60 to 14594 and encodes 4844 amino acids. Gene Ontology annotation, biological process: transmembrane transport; lipid transport. Gene Ontology annotation, cellular component: intracellular membrane-bounded organelle; membrane.
UUGGCCCCCCCGCAGAUAUAAGGCCGGGGCGCGAGGCUUCCCCACCGAGCAGGAGGGGCAUGGGGCCGGCCGCGCGCCAGUUCCGAGCCUUGCUCUGGAAGAACUGGCUGUGCAGACUCAGGCAACCGGUCCUUUCUCUUGCUGAAUUCUUCUGGCCAUGUAUCCUGUUCAUGAUUCUGAUAGUACUUCGUUUUCAAGAACCUCCCAGACACAGAGACAACUGUUACUUGCAACCUCGUGAUCUGCCCAGCCAGGGAGUUUUCCCCUUUGUCCAAGGCCUUCUUUGCAACACUGGGUCGCAGUGCAGGAACAUCAGCUAUGCAGGGUCAACGGAGCACCAUUUCCGUUCAUCUAGGUUUCAAAGCACCGCUGGCCAUCACAAGAAGAUCAGCGACCUGGUCUUCUUACAAGAGAUGAACGACCUUGCUGAGGAAAUUUAUGAAAUGAUGGACAAAGCAACAGACUUACAAAAACUUUGGGUAGAAAGAUCCAAGACUCCAGAUUCUUCUUAUGGUUCUGGUUUUUUAACACUAGAUCUCAAUAAGACUGAGGAGGUGAUAUCGAAAUUGGAAAGACUUCACCAGCAGCCCCACAUCUGGGAUUUUCUACUUCUACUGCCCAGACUGUGCACAAACAGUGUCCGUGCUGAGGAUGUCAUCCGUGCUGGAAUACACCUUCUCCAGGCGAUCUCCAACUCCUUCACGUCUCUGGAAGAUUCAGAUUGGCUGCCACUCAACCCCACUUUCUCCAGGGUUUCCGAAAUCGUGCUGAAUGUGACCAUUUCGGCGCUGACAUUCCUGCAGGAGCAUGGAGUAGCGGGCACUGGGUCUGGCUGCAGCCUGCAGCCACUGCACAGCAUGCUGUGGGAUCCCCAGCAGGUCCGGGCUGAGCUGAAAUCCCGGUUCGGGUUGGAUGACUUUCGUGCACAACAGAUUCUGAGUUAUCCAGUUGAACUGACGGAGAUUCCCACACCCAGUUCAUUGGAGCGGAUACUGUGUUCAGCCUUCUAUGAGACCUCCGAGGACGAAGGUGACAGAGAGGGUCACCCUGGAGACUGUCACCCGAGGUGGUCAGCGGCCCAAACCUAUCUGGUCCAUGCAGUCAGCUGGCUGCACGUCUACAAGCAGGUGUUCUGUCAGUGGUGGAAGGGCAGCCUGCUGCAGGAUGUCCUCGCAGGGGCUGGCCGCAGUCUGCAGGUGCUCCGCAGGCGGCUGGAGGGAGAGAGCCUGCCCCGGAAGGUGGUGGAAGCUUUGCACGCUGGGCUUUCCCUCCUGAACGACAGCAUGGCAGCCGAUGGUCCCACAGGCAGCCCCCUACCUCCAAAGACGAUAUUUCAUAUGCUUGAAAAAGCACAGUUGUCCCUGGAACAAACGCACUACUGGAAAGCCCUGAUGGGACUCAUCAGGAAGACUUGUGAAGUGGCUCGAUAUGUGAAUAUGCCAGAAGGCUUCCAGAACAGUCUACCUGCUUUCUCGAAGGAAUCUCCUUGUUAUGAAGAAAGCAUGAAUUGGAAAAUCAUCAGUGAUAAUUAUUUUGCAUUUUUGAAAAACUUACUCAAGUCUCCAAUAGCUUCCAUAUCCAGGGUCUUAAACUCCACAAAGGAACUUCUAAUGAUGGAAAAGAAGUUGCAUACCCUUGAGGAUGAGCACAUGAACUUUCUUUUAUCAUUUGUGGAAUUUUUGCAGACAUUGUUAUUGCCCGAGUCUUUCUACUCAUCCAGUGUUCCCCAAUUGCAUAACCCCCCACCUCUCAUGGAGACUAGUUUAAAUACAAGGUCAUUGUCGGGAAAUCAUUUAAAACGUUUAGAAGGAGAGCCAUCUGGUCGUGAUACUCAGAAACUUUCAGAAUUUGGCAAAGAGAUGAUUGAAAAAAUACAAACUCUUGAAAGGAAGGAAUCAAGAUAUAUUUUGAGAUUUAUGGAAUUAUUGCUUUUUGAAACGAAUCCCAAGCUAUUGGAAUUGUGGAUGUAUGACAUUUCAAAAGGAGAAAGAGCUAAUGUGGAAACUUCGUCUACACUUUUAAAUUUUUCUGUCCCAGAAAAUGAGAGGAUUCUUAGUAAAAGCUUUAACUUUUCCCAGUUGUUCCAUUCAGAUUGGCCUAAAUCACCAGCUGUGGACAUGGAUUUUGUUCAUUUAAGUGAAACUAUAAUAAAUAGCCUCUAUGAAUUUGGAUUUCUGAGGCAGGAACAAGUCUCUGACGCCUUGGACACGGUGUACGCUGUAAGAAAUGUGUCUGAUCAUUUGUUAACCCUUUCCGAACCUCAGAAACAAGAAGUUAAUACGGUUUUGACUCAUGUGUAUCUAAAUGUCUUCAAGGACAAAGAUUCAGCUCUACUUCUGCAGAUUGCAUCUUCAUUUUACCAACAUAUUUAUAAAUUUGUGAGCAUUCCGAGCACAGAGGGUUUGCUAUCUGUCCUUACACAAAUCUCAAAACACAUUUUGGAUAUCAUAAAACAGUUUAACUUCCAAAGCAUCAGUGAAGCAUUUACCUUUUUAUAUGAGACAACAGAGCUUCUUGGGGGAAUUUCGGAAGUAUCGUAUUGUCAACAAUUGCUUUCAAUUUUGAACUUUCUGGAGCUUCAGGCCCAAUCUCUGGUGUCUACAGAGAGCCCAGAAUUGGAAGCGAUGCAUGCUACCCUCACAGGCCUCAAGCAGCUGUUCAUAGUGGACGAAGAUUUCCGUGUUUCUCUAUUUCAGUAUAUGAACCACCUCUUCAACAGUUCAGUAGAAACCCUGUUGGGUAAUGAAUGCUUUGCUUUCAAUAACAAGAGCAUUUCUUCUGUGAAUUAUUCAGUAAACGGGGGGCCUCCAUUUAGUCUUCUGUGGACACAAGUUCUUUCAAACCUCUCCACAAAUGGCAGUGAGUUCAAUGAGCUUAUGGCUGUUCACUGUACCAUUUCAUGGCUUCAAAUGUGGACUGAAAUCUGGGGAAGCAUAUCUCAAAUAUUGAAGAUGGACAUGAAUGUUUUCACUCCCCUUCAUAUUGGUCUCACUCAGCUUUUGGAUGAACUAGAAAGUGAUGUGAAAAUUUCUAAAACCUGCCAAGGAAUAUUUCCCACCCAUCACCCUGCUAGACUCAUAUUACAUCUAUUUAAAAAUGUGACUCAAGCGGAUGGUUUCAAUGGCUGGGAUGAUUUGCUGAUUCUCAGGGAUCUCUGGGUAGCAUUAGGUGAUACGUUCCUUAGAGUAAAGUUGCUUAACCUGAACCAAAUAGAGAAAUCCCUUUUCACCAUGGAAACUGCCCUGAGUCAGCUGAAGGCAUUUCCACUUAACACAAGUGCAGGCAGAGAGUUUUUAUAUUCUCUGCUUGACCUUUUCAUUGAGUUAAGCAAUAACUCAGAAUAUGUAGAUAGAAAUGUACAUCUGGUAAAUCCCUUUCUUUCAAAUAACCCCACAAAUUACAGAGCAAAGUUUGAAAGUAUCAUCACCAACCUAAGAGAAACAAUAUUAUUUCUUAGAAAUGUGUCCCAUGACCAAGAUUUGUUGUCCUGUGCUGAUAUUUUCCAAAAUGUUACUGAGUUUCUUUUGGAAGAUGGCUUAUUACAUGUAAACACUUCACAGAGGACAUUACACAUUCUGGCCAUGUUAAAUUCCACGUUUUCCUCUGAGGACACAAUUAAUAGACUGAAAGGGUGCAUUGAAUGGGUAGACAUCAUAAACCGUCUGCACGUGACACGUCAUCCCAGUUCUUCACAAGGCCAUAUUCAGGGUGCUUUGAGGAAUUUCAGAGAUGUAGGAAACAAAUUUAACUCUACCUUGAAGUUUGUUACUUGGCUGUUGAAUAUGAUGGAAUCUGGUUGUUCAUUGAAUAAGUCAAAUAUAAAUUGUGUGAAUAUUUACUUGAAAAGUGUAACUGACUUUCUAAAUAUUAUACUUACUGCAGUCUUUGAAAAAGAAAAGAUACCAAAAUUUGAGAUUUUAUUAAGUCUUUUAAAUGAUUCCACUGACCAAAUAAGGAUGAUUAUCCACAACUUAACAAGAGACUUUGGAUUUGCAUCUCAAUCCAACUGGAAACAUUUUACUGAAUCAAUUCUAAGACCCAUAGAAAUGUCCAAUGAAAUUCCUAGCCAAUUUCAAAAUAUUUGGCUGCAUUUAGUAGCUCUAGGGAAGGAAAUUAAAAAACUUGCCAAAGAUAUUUUCCCUAAUGUCCUGGAAAAUAACUCCUCUUCUGAAAUGGAAAAGUUUUUUAAUAUAUUUGCUACCAGUCCGAAGGAAAAAGAUAUAAACAGUUUAGACAAUUUAUUUUUCCAUUUAGCUAGUUAUUUUCCCUUCAACUUAUCUCAUGAUCUGCAAAAUUCACCCCAGAUAAUUCCACGUGAAAUAAUGAAAUCAGUGGGUCUUGGUGUUCAGUUACUUAGGGAUGUGCUCUACUCUGUAAUGUCCUCAGUGCCUCGCAACAGUCCAGAAGAUCCAGGGAAUCGUCAGGUUUUAAAGAAGGUGACUUCUCUCCUGCGUACUCUCAAGAAGACAGACAUAGACCUGCUGGUAGGCCAACUUGAGCAGAUUGGAGAAAGCCUAAUGGAUUUCUUUAAGAAUGUCAGCCGAGUGGGUGCUCGCAAUGUGGGGAUCAACGUGCUUGUUGGCUUGGUGGAGAAAGUUGUGGACAGCUUACAUUCUUGGGAUGUCAGCCAUCUGCUGAGGCUGUCCCACCUGUUUCCCAGAGAUGAUGUGAACACUAUGGUGGACGUGUUCUACGUUCUUCCUCACGCCGCGAGGCUCCUGCACAGAGUAGUUGACAAAAACAUCACAGAAGCCCUCAAGGAUGUCCACGACUUCACACUCCUUCACGGCAUGAGCAUUUCUAAUGUCACCAAGGAAGACUUCAUUGUUGUGAUUAAAGCUCUUCAGGACGCCAUUGAGUUAAUAUCGGAUAAACCAGGUAUUCUCACAGAGGCUUUAACUUGUCUUCCUGUGGUUUGGUGCUGGAAUCACACAACUUCUGGAUUUCAGCAGAAUCAGAAGUUAGAAGCCUGUAAUGGCCAUGAGCGCAUGUCUUCUUCCUUUCAUAGCACAGUGGCCCGUUUACUUGACCACCUCCACCUGUCUCCCUCAGGUGAAGUUUCGCAAUGUUCAAAUGAAAGCUUGCAGGUGGAAAUAAGUAGGAAAAUGGUCUGUGUCAUUCAUGAACUAGCAGACUGGAGCUCCAUUCUUCUAGAGCUGUCAGAAGUCUUCCAUGUUAAAAGUUCGCUUGUGAACACUGUGCAAGAAUUUUGGCAUAAGGUGUUACCAUUUGUCCCGUCUUCUGGAAAUCAAAGCAAUGGCAGCAUGUCUGGACUUUGUUCCACUGGUCCUGUAAAGCAAGUUGCUUUGCAAAUUGUAGAAAAAUUAAAAAAUGUCAACUUUACAAAAGUUACAUCAGAUGAAAACCUUCUUAAUAAACUAGCUAGUUUAAAAAAGAUCCUUAACCUUGAUGAAGGCACAGAGGCAUUUGUUAGAAAUAUUUCCUUAAAUUUGGAAAGGAUAAUAAAAUCGCUUUCUGGGGAUAAGAGCCUAGAAAAUAGUGCUCAUGCUUUAGUCUUUCCAUUCAUGACGUUUCUGAAUGCAACCCUUGCAGGUAGUAAUUUGGAAACACUGUCAAGUUUUAUUAAAAAAAGGGAAGCAACUUACAACUUUGAAGAACUAUGGCUUGAGUUUGAACAAACCGUGAAAGAUCUAAGUCAUGACUUAAAUAUCAGACAUCUGUUCUCUGAAAUUAACAAAGACAUUCAAAUGAUUAAUUCAGUGACCCUUCAAAACAUAACUUUGCAACUUGCCCAUUUUUGGGAAAGCAUGAAUUCAUCAUCUUUGCAGGCAUCAGAAAUUGCUGAAGAUUUUCUAGCAGUCACAAAAAACUGGCUUCAUAAAUAUACAAAUGAGGAAUACUCGAGAAUAAUACAAAUAUUUCUUCUUCUUAUGGCCAACAAGAGUUCAGCUGAUGAUCUAGCUUUGUUGACUAAAGAUAUUACGAUCUAUAUGGGCUAUCUCAAAAAUGUUUCUAGAGGAGGUAAUUUUGAUGAUGCCCUUCUUACUCAACUGCUAAACCAAGAGCAGCUAACUAAUUUCUCAGUUGUUCAGUGGCUUUUAGAAAGCUUCCUAAUUAAUUCAGUCAAUAACUUAGCUGGGAGUUCUCCAGAGGCAGCCUGGAAUUUAAGUGAUACUGACCUUCAAAUAGUGAAUUUCAUGGACCUCGCCUUGGACCAAACACAGUCAGAAAAGAGAGAGGGAAGAAUUCUCCCUCCGGGAAGCAGAGUGGCGUUCAUGGACCAGCUUUUGAAAACAUUCUUCUCCUUUUUACAAAAGGGAAAUUCUGAGAACAAAAUCUCUCUUCUGCUGAAAGACUUUCCCAAAGACGUCACUGCGGAGAUGGGUUUUGUCCCAAAAGAGAAAAUUCUGGAAAUUCCGAAAGUGGAUCAGUUCCUUACCUUUAUGACAGAAGACAAAUUGAUGAGCAUUUUUUCAAGUUUAAAGGAGACUAUGUAUCAUCUAAUCAAAAGCUCAUUUGUAUUAGACAAUGGAGAGUUUUCUUUUGGUAGUCAUCGAGGACUGAAGUACAUGCGAGGUUUAUUGAAUGAGCUUCUGCGGGAAACCUCGAUGAAAAAUAAGACUGAAAAUACUUGGGAGUUGCUUGUGUUGGUGAGUCAGUUGCUUUUCCAUCUGAACAGUUCUGAGGACCUCUUUAGACUCAGUCACAACCUUCAGUCAGCGCUUCACCUUGUGAGAGAAACUUCAUUAGCGAUAGCAAAUCUGAGGGAUACUCUUUUAAACUCUUUUAACAAGGACUUCCGUGGCUUGGAUCCUACGAUCCAACAAGUGAUACUUGCUAAUCUAACAGAUUUGCUUUCCUUUGCAAAUACAUCAUUCCCCCUAAGAAACAGAGCCACUUUAGAAAUUACUAAGAGAUUACUUGGUAUUGUCUCAAGAGCUGGUGGAGAAAGUCAGGUCCUGGAACCCCUCGUGGAAAUGUCUGAUACUCUGACCAUGCUGGUAAGUGACAGUGCUAAAAUGAAAGACCUUGCCACAUCCAUGAACUCCAUCGUGCAACUACUUGAGUUAGCCAAGAAAGUUUCGGGGAAGAUGGUCACUCUUUUUGAAACCCAUUUCAUCUCAGGUACCAAUGACACCAUGAAAUUCUUUGAUCUUCUUUAUUCCAUUUUACAACACAGUGUUCGAAAUGUGAAUGAAAUAACUACUUUGAAAAAAGUGGAUCGUUCAGUAUAUGAAAAUAUAAAUGACUUGUGGACGCCAUUUCUUGACUUGGCCUUUGGGAUGAUUGGGGUCAAACCUAAUAUUUCACAAGACUCUGAUAUUUUCAAUACGUCAUCUAACAUAGUCUCUUAUGUGAAUGAGUCCAAGGAUUUUUCUGAUAUUUUGAAAGAAAUUGCUGAAUUUUUAACUUCUGGGAAAAUUAAUUUGGAAGAUGUGGAGCAUUUUCUGGUAGCAGUUCAUAAUGGGACUCAAAUAUUUUCUAUGGAUUCUCUUAACAUAUGGGAAGAAAUCCUGGAUUGCUUAGUUUCUAUAAAUAACAUCACCAACCAGAUAGACUUCUUACAUCCUAAUCCAAUUUCCACUCAUAUUUUCUGUCAAGGUGCUCAUGAAGCAAUCCCAUUUUUGGGUGCAAUGCUGUCACAAAACAGCACAGAAAUAGAAACUUACUUGAGAAUGGUGAUUGAUCUCACCUUAGAAGCUCUUUGGAAUAACUUAGAGGAGGAUAAGCGGGAUGUUUUUAAUCUGUUGCUGACACUUGCUCAGCGUCCAAACAUCCUUUUGGAAGCUAUAGAAACAGCUGUUAAGGUCUCCAGAGGAGUGAAGGGUGGCUGCGGCCAUGACUUGGGGAACACUUUGGUCUUCAACACGUCUCUGAGUCAGAAUGCAACUCCUGAACAACCUGAAGAAGCGAUCCGAAGUGUGUUACCUCAAACAGCUCUCCUGAGGGCAGAGAUCCUGAACAACUCUCAGUGGGCGAAUUCCACGAGAACUUCGUUUCAGCCUGUUUUUGAGGUUUUCAGUAAUGCAACCACUGGAAAGAAGAUCACAUCAGGAAAGGAAGAGAAGACCGAGAAAGUCGUGACUGACUCUCAUUAUAUCUUCAAACCAUUACCUCGUUUCGAGAACUUCCGGAAGGGACUAAUUGCAUUGACUGAAUAUUGGCAGAAGGUCCCCCUGACAUGUCAAAGUGUUGCUGAAAUGUGUCAGGGUUCCCGGCAGCCGGUGAAGCCCGCGACGGCCGUCGUGACUCUGCAGAGAGCGAAGAUGCUGGUCCUGCAUGCGGUCCUCAUCCUCACAGAAAACCCGUCUUUCACCAAGGACGUCCUCUGCGCUGCUCUGAGUUGCCAGCAAGGUGGCAUAAGGCAACUCCUUUUGUCUGGUCUGCAAGGGGCCGCUGCGGUGCAAGACCACUACCAGGAAAUGAAAAAGUUAUGGUUCUCGCCCCGUCCGCUAGACUGUGAGCGUCUUAGCAGGAAUCUUGCCAGCACUUUGGAACGCUUCAGGAGUGACCUGGAAACCACCAGCGCCCAGGACUGUGUGUGCCAGCCCGUCCUGGACGGGGACCCCUGGCGCGUGCACACGUUGGUCCAAAACCUCGAAAAGACUUUGUUUUCCGGGAAUCCGAUUAUGACUUUUCUUAGCAAUUUCACAGUACCUGUGGAUGUGAAAGUAAAAGAUUUAGUGAAGAAUGUCACCGAGCUAACAGAAGAGCUUCGGUCCUCCAUUCCCAUCUCAGAUGACACUAUCAAUAGUAUUUUAGAAGCUAAUAUCUCCCACGCGCAGGUUCUCUCAAGUGCCCUCACGGUGGCUUUGUCUGGGCGAUGUGACCAGGACGUUCUUCGCCUCCUGCUGGUGUUCCCUGAGGAUGAAGCGUCUUGGUUUGCAGUGAAGGAGCUAUGUGGCCUGCCCGGGACCAAAGCGUACACUCUCAUCAUGUCCAUGAGCCGGAACCUGGACCUGCGGAAUUUCAUUUACAAAACCCUGAUACCGGCUGAAGCCAGCGGCGUGCUCAGCUCCCUGCUGGACUUGGUCUCCAGGCUCAGCCGCCUGCUCCCCAAAGCCGGCCGCAUCCUGGAAUACCUCCCCGAAUUUCUUCAUGGGUUGAAAAUCCCGGCCUUGCUGGAGGCAUCUGGCUUUCACCAGGCUCCACACAGUGGCCAGGCCCGAAGUGCGGCCUUUGGUUCUCUCCAAUCUGUGAUGAAGAUGGUUUGCCAGGACCAGGAGUCUUUCCUUAGCAAUUCUCAUACGUUGAUUAACUUGCCCAGAGUUCACGAACUCCUGGGAGAUGACAAAGAAAAAUUCAACAUUCCCAAAGACUCAACUCCAUUUUGCUUGAAGCUUUAUCAGGAAAUUCUACAGUCUCCAAAUGGCGCUUUGGUGUGGUCCUUCCUGAAACCUAUACUACACGGAAAAAUACUAUACACGCCAAACACCCCGGAGAUUAAAAAGGUCAUUCAGAAGGCUAAUUACACUUUCUAUUUUGUGGACAAACUAAAGACUUUAUCAGAAACGUUGCUGAAGGUAUCCAGUGUUGUUCAGGGCACUGGGAAGGGCCAGGUGCUCGGCCGACUGCAGGAGGCGCUUAGAAACAAAUUUAUAAGAAACUUUGUAGAAAGCCAGUUGCACAUCAGUGUGGACAAACUGACUGAAAAGCUCCAGACAUACAGACGGGUGCUGAGCAGGAUGCUGAGCCACCUGGGCGACAGGCGCCUGCACUUCCUGGGCCGCGUCUUGGCCAACCUGUCCUCCUGCGUGCUGCUGGACCGUUUCCAGGCCCUGGAGUCGGCUGCCAUGCUGGACGCGAAAGCCCGGGAGCUCAUGCGGCAGAACAGCUUUCUGGCCAGUGUCAUAUUCAACAGUUCCUUAGCCGGCAAGAACUUCAGAUCGGAGCCUCUCCCGCUGCCACCUCAUGUCACGUACACCAUCCGGACCAGCAUCUUAUAUAGCAUGCGGACGGACUUGGUGAAAAACCCCUUCUGGAAGUUCCAUCCUCAGAGCCUACCAGCUGAUGGGUUCAAAUAUAACUACAUCUUCAUUCCGUUACAAGACAUGAUCGAAAGAGCCAUCAUCCUGGAGCAGACGGGGCAGGAAGCCGUGGAACUGGCCACACAGGCACAGGCGAUCCCAUACCCCUGUCACCGCAGUGACCUGUUCUUGAACAACGUGGGUUUCUUUUUCCCCCUGAUCAUGAUGCUGACGUGGAUGGUGUCUGUGGCCAGUAUGGUCCGGAAGCUGGUUUACGAGCGUGAGAUUCAGAUAGAAGAGUACCUGAGGAUGAUGGGGGUACACCCGACCGCCCCCUUCCUGGCCUGGUUCCUGGAGAACGUCGCCGUGGUGACCAUCAGCAGCGCGGCGCUGGCCGUGGUCCUGAAAGCGAGUGGCCUCUUCGCGUACAGCAAUGCCCUCAUCGUUUUCCUCUUCCUCCUGGAUUUCGGGGUGUCUGUUGUCAUGCUGAGUUUCUUCCUGAGUGCCUUUUUCAGCCACGCGAACACAGCCGCCCUCUGUACCAGCCUGGUGUAUAUGAUCAGCUUUUUGCCCUACAUCAUCCUGUUGGUUCUACACAACCAAUUAAGUGUUGCCAUUCAGAUAUUUCUGUGCCUCCUCUCCACGACCGCCUUUGGACGAGGAGUAUUUUUCAUUACAUUCCUGGAAGGGCAAGAGGCAGGAGUCCAGUGGGAGAAUAUGUACCAGUCUCCAGAGCAAGUGGGCAUGGCAUUUGGCUGGAUUUGCUGGAUGAUUCUGUUUGAUUCUGGCCUGUAUUUUUUAUGUGGAUGGUACCUAAGCAACUUGAUUCCAGGAGCCUUCGGCCUAAAGAAGCCCUGGUAUUUCCCCUUCACUGUCUCAUACUGGAAGGACGUGUGCGGCUCGGUGGUGAAAAGGUGGUGCACUGCGUGUGCUGUUUCCAUCUUCAGGGAGGGCUUCGACCGUAAAGGGUCAUCGCCGCAGAACGGGAAGGGAACGCUGGAAGGAGGCCCCCUGGGCGUCACCCUGGUGUCUGUGACCAAGGAGUACCAGCCCCACAAGGCGGCCGUCCAAGACCUGACCCUCACCUUCCACAGCGGCCAGAUCACCGCCCUGCUGGGCACCAACGGCGCCGGGAAAACCACUGUCAUAUCCAUGUUGACGGGACUGUACGCUCCCACUUCUGGAACCAUCAUCAUCAAUGGCAAGAACCUGCAGACAGACCUGGCGGCGGUCAGAAGGGAGCUGGGGGUAUGUCCUCAGCAGGACGUCCUGUUCGACAACCUCACCGCCCGCGAGCACCUGCUGCUCUUUGCUUCCAUCAAGGCUCCGCAGUGGACCCGGGCCGAGCUGCAUCAGCACAUCUGCAGGACUCUUCAGGACGUGGGGUUAACGUCACACCAGCAUAAACAAGCCCGUGCCCUGUCUGGAGGCCUCAAGAGGAAGCUGUCCCUCGGUAUUGCUUUCCUCGGCACAUCGAGGACCGUGGUCCUCGACGAACCCACCAGCGGGGUGGACCCUUGCUCCCGCCGCGACAUCUGGGACAUUCUCCUCCAGUACCGAGAAGGUCGGACGCUCAUCUUCACCACCCACCACCUGGAUGAGGCGGAGGCGCUGAGUGACCGCGUGGCCAUCCUGCAGCACGGCCGCCUGCGGUGCUCGGCACCCCCGUCCUGCCUGACGGAGGCCUACGGCCAGGGGCUCAGCCUGACGCUCACGAGACAGACUUCUGUCCCGGAGGUCGAUGACGCGAAGGCCACAGCUUGUGCUACGUCCCUGAUACAGACCUAUGUCCCGCGGGCGUUUCUCAGAGCCAGCAGUGGGCGUGAGCUGAGCUACAUCGUCCCCAAGGAGGCCGACCGAGCCUGCUUCAAAGGGCUUUUCCAGGCCCUGGAACAGAACCUCCAUCAUCUGCACCUGACGGGCUACGGGGUUUCCGACGCCACCUUAGAAGAGGUGUUUCUGAUGCUUUUGCAAGAUUCCCCAAAGCAAUCUGACCUCGCCCCGGGGCCCGAGCUGGAGCCGCAGAGACACCAGCCUGCAGAGAGCGAUCCUGGCUGCUAUGGCGCCUUUGCCAGGACCCCACCUGCAUGGAGUGGUCAGCUGCUUCUCACCCAGAUGGCUGCCCUCCUGAGCAAGCGGCUUUGCCACGCGCGCCGGGCCUGGAGAGGCAUGCUGUCGGAUCUGCUGCUGCCCCCCUUCUUUGUGGCCUUGGCAAUGGGCUUGUUCAUGGUGAGGCCUUUGGCCGUUGACUACCCUCCCCUCAAACUAACACCUGGCCAUUACGAGCGGGCCGAAGCUUACUUCUUCAGCAGUGAGAGUGACGACAUGGGUCUUGCCCACGUGCUUUUGCGGAAGUUUGAAGACCAGGAUUUGCUCUGUGCUGACCCAAACCCAGACCUGAACAAUUCUUCCUGCUGGAACACGGAUCCCUUUUCUCACCCAAAAGUCCAGGGUUCCUGUGCCUGCCUGCCAUGUCCAAAUGGAAGUGUCAGCGCGCCCUACCUGACCAAUCGCCUGGGCCACACGCUGCUGAACCUCUCAGCCUUCCGCCUGGAGGAGUAUUUGCUGCUGCCAAGUGAAAAACCAAGGCUUGGAGGUUGGUCUUUUGGAGUGCGAAUCCCGGGUCCCGUUCAAGAUGCAAAUUCAAGUAUAUCAAAACCCAAACCUCUGGCAAAGGUGUGGUACAACCAGAAGAGUUUCCAUUCCGAACCGUCCUACUUAAACCACCUAAACAACCUUAUUUUGUGGAGGCUCUUACCCCCUGCCGUGGACUGGAGGCAAUACGGAAUAACGCUGUACAGCCACCCAUAUGGAGGGGCCUUGCUGAACGAGGACAAGAUCCUGGAGAGCAUCCGUCAGUGUGGCGUCGCUCUCUGCAUCGUGCUCGGCUUCUCCAUCCUGUCUGCGUCCAUCGCGAGCUCCGCAGUGAGGGACCGGGUGACUGGAGCCAAGAGGUUGCAGCACAUAAGUGGCCUGGGCUACGGAACGUACUGGUUCACUAACUUCCUGUAUGACAUGCUCUUUUACUUGGUUUCCGUCGGCCUGUGUGUCGCCGUCAUUGUGGCCUUUCAGUUAACAGCGUUUACUUUCCGCGAGAACUUAGCAGCCACGGCACUCCUGCUGGCACUUUUCGGAUACGCAACUCUUCCGUGGAUGUACCUGAUGUCCAGAGCCUUCUCCAGCCCGGACGUUGCUUUCAUCUCCUACAUCUCCGUGAACUUCAUCUUCGGCCUGUGCACCAUGCUGAUGACCACCAUGCCCCGCUUACUGGCCGUCGUCUCCAGCGCUCAGAAUUUACAGGACAUCUACGACGUCCUCAAGUGGGUCUUUACCAUUUUCCCUCAGUUCUGCCUGGGCCAAGGCCUGAUAGAACUCUGUUACAAUCAGAUCCAGUACGACCUGACGCACAGCUUUGGCAUCGAUUCCUACGUGAGCCCCUUUGAGAUGAGCUUCCUGGGCUGGAUCUUCGUGCAGCUGGCCUUGCAAGGCUCGGUUCUUCUCCUUUUAAGGGUUCUCCUGCACUGGGACCUGGUGCGGAGCUGCAGGGGUCACUCUGCCAUCCAAGGCACAGUCACGUCUUGUAAGGACACAGAUGUGGAGAAAGAGCAAAUGAGGGUGUUGAAAGGACGAACCAGUGGGGACAUCCUCGUGUUAUACAACCUUAGUAAAAGUUACCGGAACUUUUUCAAGAGGACCACUGCUGUGCAAGACAUAAGUGUGGGCAUCAAGAGAGGAGAGUGCUUUGGGCUUCUGGGGGUGAACGGAGCUGGGAAGAGCACCACAUUCAAAAUGCUGAGUGGGGACAUCCCUCCGAGCUCAGGACAUGCCAUCAUCAGGACUCCCACGGGAGAGGACGUGGCUCUGUCUUCCGCUGGCCUGGUAGGGCUCCGUGUCGGCUACUGUCCACAGCAGGACGCACUGGACCAAUUCCUGACUGGGUGGGAGCACCUGCGUUAUUACUGCUGCCUGCGCGGGAUUCCAAAGCCACGCAUCCCUCAGGUUGCUGGGGACCUGGUGAGGCGCCUCCACCUCGAAGCCCAUGUGGACAAGCCGGUGGCCACCUACAGCGGGGGGACCAAGCGGAAGCUGUCUGCAGCCCUGGCCCUGCUGGGGGGGCCUGACCUCCUUUUGCUGGAUGAGCCCAGCUCAGGGAUGGACCCCUGCUCUAAGCGGUUCCUGUGGGAAGCUAUAAUGAAGGAGGUUCGGGAAGGCUGUGCCGUGGUGCUGACAUCCCACAGCAUGGAGGAGUGUGAGGCUCUUUGCACAAGACUUGCCAUCAUGGUCCACGGGAGCUUCCACUGCCUUGGUUCCCCCCAACACAUUAAAAACAGGUUCGGUGGUGGUUACACAGUCAAAGUGUGGCUCUGCUGCAAGGAAGGCAGCCACCACGGGGCCAUUUCCGAGCUCCUGAAGCUUCAGUUCCCAGGGGUCCAGUUUAAGGGCCAGCGCCUUAAUUUAUUGGAAUAUCACGUGCCCAAAAGAUGGGAGUGCUUAGCUGACCUGUUCCGAGUUCUCGAGGACAAUAAGGCCUUGCUGAAUAUCAAACAUUACUCCAUUAACCAGACCACUUUGGAGCAGGUGUUUAUUGAGUUUGCUGCUGAGCGGACGCCACCACCUCCCCCUGCCCCAUCCGGUGGUAAGCAGCCACCCCACGUGCCCGUCUAAGUCCCAGGAUGAUGUUUUAAGAGGAACCAAACCUUGGCUUUUGUUGCAAUUUGUCCUCGUGCAUCGGAGAAGCGAGCGCCGUGGAGAAGCCGGGAGCCCCGCCCCGGGCAGUCAGGGCCUGCUCUCCUUCAUCGUCUCCGUGCAAACUCGUUGUGAGUUAAUCAUCAACAGACUAAAAGGCCUUUCUUUCCUCAGACUUUCGGGGGGUUUCUCCAUCCAACACACUCUUUUUGCUAAGCCAAGGUGGGCACAAGCGUGAGUGAAUCCAGAGUCCAGACUGAGACAGUUUGGAUCUGGAAGGGCCGUCAGGGAUGGUCCAUUUCAGACAUUUCAUUUCAGUUUUAAGGAACCCGAGGCCCCCAAAGUUAAAACUUGACUGACUUGUUUGUAUAGAAAAUAGUACGUAGGAUUCUUUUCUACUUUUUCAGCUUUUUAGUACAUAUGCUUACAAGUGCCUAAAUAAAAAUUCAACGAUUUAAAUGCAAACUUUUCCUUAUACUGGAGGACAUUUUAUGGUAUGACAUGAAAUAAAAGGCCACCAUUUUUUAUCUAAAAGAUGCUUUUUAAGAGAAUUGGAAUUAAACAGCUUUUUAGUUAAUGCUUUAGCAAAAUUAAGUAAAUUGCACUGGGUACUCUCUAUCAUUUGUAAACGUUUUAUCAGACUUUCACAGAUUAUGAUUUUAGGGGCGUAUAGAAAGAAAAAUUAUGUGGACACAUUUUCUUUUUAUUAAUUUGGAUUAUAAUUACCAUUUUCAAAUUAUUUAAAGCCAGUGGUUUUCAGAGUGUGGUGGUCUCAUAUGAGCUACAUCAGCAAGUGCUGGGAGCUUGUUAGAAGGCACAUUCUCAGGCCCCACCCAGGCCGAGUGGAUGUGAAACUCUGGGGCAGGGGUCCCGCAAUCUGGCUCUUAAACAAGACUCCCUGGGAUUCUGACGCACAUUUAGUUUGAAAACCGGUGAUCUAAGGACACACCUAGUUACCUUCUAAUUACACAAGCAAAACGAGCACAGUACAUAGUAUAUAAGUAUGAAUUUUAUCAUUUAAAAUUUUUUCUAAGAAUUAUGUCAUUCUCAGAAUCAUUGCCCUCAAAGUAUUUUCAGAUAUAAAAUGCUGAGAUAGGGCUCUGAAAGGCUAUGGAAACCUGACAUUUCACAUCUUGUGGUUAGUAAAAUCCAUAAAUCAACGUUUCUACUACUGAAAAUAGUUUCCAGUCAGACGUUUCUAAGUUGAGAUAUUUCUCAACCUCCUUUGAAUACCAUUUUCUAAAAUCUCAAUGGAGGACCGCAUUACUUUUCAUUUUAAAAUUUAACUUUAUUUAAUUCACUUUUUGAGUAAUAGUAGCUUGUGAUCAAAGGGAAACUCUCUCGUGACAUUUCCUUACUAAAGCAAGACUUCUUUAAUAUCUGUCUUUCCUAAGUAAUCUUUCU